Molecule: messenger RNA, 894 nt
Organism: Seminavis robusta
Lineage: Eukaryota; Bacillariophyta; Bacillariophyceae; Naviculales; Naviculaceae
Source: the annotation of a GenBank genome assembly
AUGCAAGCUGCCGUUGCCACUGCCAGGUCCUCGCUGACGCUGCAUAGGACUGUCGCCUCUAUUCGGUCCAUGCGCCAUGCCCUAGAUCCUGCCGUCAAGAUUGGUUUUGUGCCCACCAUGGGAGCUCUGCACGAGGGACAUUUAUCUCUUGUCAAGGAGGCGCGAGCAAGGAAUGAUAUUGUGGUGGCGUCCAUUUUUGUGAAUCCUACUCAAUUUGGGGAGGGGGAAGACUUUGAGCAGUAUCCAAGACAACUGGAACAGGACCAGGAUUUGCUGGCUGACCUAGGUGUGGAUCAUUUGUUUGCCCCUGAUGCAAACAGCAUGUACGGCAAGAAUCAUGAUUCCUUUGUUUCCGUGGAGGGUUUUGAAGACAUUGCUGAAGGCAAGGCCCGUCCCGGCCACUUUCGUGGUGUUGCUACUAUUGUCACCAAACUGUUCAAUAUUGUCCAACCGUCCAAUGCUUAUUUUGGUCAAAAAGAUGCGGCGCAAUGCUGUCUGAUUCAACGAAUUGUGGACGACCUGGAUAUGCCGCUCCAUGUCAAUGUAAUACCCACGGUCCGAGAACCCGAUGGUUUGGCCAUGUCCAGUCGCAACGCUUACUUGACAACCACCGAACGACAAGCGGCUCCCGUGGUCUAUCGGUCCCUGUGUGCCGCCCGAGAUUUGUUUUUGGGCUUGCCGGCAGAAUCUUCCAUCCCCGCGGCACACAUCCAACAGGUGGUCGAGUCGAUUUUGGCCAGUGAACCGUUGGUAUCGGAAGUCCAAUACGUGGCAAUAGACAACAAAGCCAACAUGAGACCUAUAGAUGAUGACGUCCAUCGAUCCGAGGGAGCCAUCAUUUCGUUGGCAGUCAAAGUAGGCUCGGUACGGUUGAUUGAUAACAUUGUUUUGUAA